CAUACGUCCCAUAGUUAUAACUACGUACCUCAGACUCCUUGUACGGAGCUCACAAAACCAUGAGACUCUCCAUCUUCGUUCUCCAAGUCUCCCUCCUCUCAACAGCGCUUCUUCAUCUCCCACAACCAACCAAAGCUCUUCCUCUCUCAACAAAUGGUCGAUGGAUCGUCAACAAGUCAGGACGACGAGUGAAGCUCGCAUGCAUCAAUUGGGUGGCACAUUUGGAGCCCGUCUUGGCCGAGGGGCUUGGAAAGCAACCUUUGAAUACCAUCUCUAAGAGCAUUGCUUCGAUGGGAUUUAACUGUGUUAGGUUCACUUGGCCGCUGUUUCUUGUUACUGAUGACUCCUUGGUGUCGAUGACUGUUCGUCAGUCUUUUCAGAGUCUUGGACUUCAUGAGUCUAUUGGGGCCAUUAAUGUGAAUAAUCCUGCGAUCCUGGAUCUUCCUCUUAUUGAAGCGUAUAAGGCCGUUGUAGCAAACCUAGCUGAAAACAGUAUUAUGGUCAUAUUAGACAACCAUAUAAGCAAACCAGGAUGGUGUUGUAGUAACUCUGAUGGCAACGGCUUCUUUGGAGAUAAGUACUUUGACCCAGACGUAUGGAUUAAGGGGCUGACCCAAAUGGCAACAAUCUUCAAUGGGUCUGCUAACGUAGUUGGGAUGAGCCUAAGAAAUGAGCUUAGAGGGCCCAGGCAAAAUGUCAUUAGUUGGUACAGGUACAUGGAAAAGGGUGCAGAAGCAGUGCACUCAAUGAAUCCCAACGUUCUUGUUAUAUUAUCUGGAUUGAGCUUUGAUAAUGAUUUGAGCUACCUCUCAAAUAAGCAAGUAGAUCUAAGUUUCACCGAGAAACUGGUAUUCGAGUUUCAUUGGUAUGGGUUUUCCGAUGGGCAGGCCUGGGCUAAAGGGAACCCUAACAAAGUUUGUGGUUCAGUGAAGGCCAAUGUUAUGCGAAGGGCCGGUUUCCUAUUAGACCAAGGAUACCCAUUGUUCUUAAGUGAGUUCGGUGUUGAUCAAAGAGGAGGUAAUGUUAAUGAUAACCGAUACUUGGGGUGCAUUCUUGGGGUUGUAGCUGACUUGGACUUGGAUUGGGCACUUUGGACUUUGCAAGGGAGUUACUCCCUAAGACAAGGAGUGCUUGGUUUAGAUGAAGUGUAUGGGGUUUUAGCUUGGGAUUGGUGUAAGCCACGAAAUUCUAGCUUCUUACAAAGGAUUUCAACUCUCCAAUCUCCAUUCAGAGGUCCGGGUCUUGCAGAUGUUCCACCUUAUAUUAUACUCUUUCAUCCAUUAACUGGCUUAUGUGCAACUAGAAAAUCUUUGCUUGAAACAUUACAAUUAGGCUCCUGCGAUGAAUCGGCAGCCUGGACCUACUCAGAACAGCACACUUUGUCACUAAAGGGUACAUUAAUGUGUCUAAAAGCUGAUGGUGAAAGUGAGAACGCAAAGGUCGCGGCUAUUUGCAAUGAUACUCGUUGUAAGUGGGAUGCGAUAUCAGACUCCAAAAUGCAUAUCGCAACGAAGCUAACUGCUAGCAGUAGCAGUCUGUGUUUGGAUGUUGGCUCGGAUGGUACUACUAUUGUCACAAAUCCAUGCAAGUGCCUGAACAAAGAUAAAGCAUGUGAUCCUCAGAGCCAGUGGUUCAAAAUGGUUAAUAGUACUCGAAAUGUGGUAAACAAGGAUUCACUACGUACAGGGAUCAAAGAUGAAGGAAUGUGGGCGGCACAAUAAAACAUAUAGCUGGUGUCUAAUCAAUAAUGUCAUCUACAUUCAGUUGAUCCAUAUGCUUUAUAGCAAGCUAGCAUACAGAAAGAACAUGUGUGAUGGAGAUAGUACUAUUCAAGUAAAAUUCACUCCUUUGUUGAAAUAUGAAUUGAGACGUAGUAAGUGCAGCUAUGAAGCUUGAAGAUAUUCUAGCAACCCAUUGAAAACAAAAGGCUCUAGGUAUUGAAUUUGAACAAGAUUGUGAUCUCCUCAGUGAUA
Messenger RNA from Asparagus officinalis (garden asparagus), 1973 nucleotides. RefSeq lists its product as uncharacterized. The transcript has 4 exons. Gene Ontology annotation, molecular function: hydrolase activity, hydrolyzing O-glycosyl compounds. Bases 60 to 1721 code for a protein of 553 amino acids. The record is from RefSeq and is a predicted model, not a curated record. NCBI's taxonomy places the organism in Eukaryota, Viridiplantae, Streptophyta, Magnoliopsida, Asparagales, Asparagaceae.